UGUGGAAAAUUCUCGGCUCGCCAAAAGUGUCAAUUCAACAGCUGGAGUAAACAAGGAACGUGUUGAGUAAACAAUAACAAGCAAAUAUAUCUUGGAUUUCUCAUCCUUCAGCACGAAGGAAUGGAGCGCGAGAGCGAUGACGAUUUGUUCAUAUUGGACGACGUUGUGGUGAAGGAAGAGCCAACAAUUGACGACGAAGAGACAUAUUAUGAAGAGGAGGAAAAAUUCGUUUCCUCUUCGGACGUUCCUCUGGAGAUCAAGCUUGAAACCUCCUCCCCGCUUCCCUUUCCUGAUGGUGUGACUUCCAAAAUGGACAGUCUUCUCAACUCUCUGGAGGACAACAUGAGAGAUCCGCACUGCGGAAUCUGCUACAAAAAGAUGCUGCAUCUCUACGAGUUCAUCGAGAGCCACACGGCGCCCAAGAUUCCCUGUGACUUCUGCGAGAAGAGCUUCGCCAGCGUGACUUCGCUGCAGACGCACAUGAGAGUCCACAUCAAGAGCUCGAGCAAAUACCAGCCCGAGUGCAGAGUCCAGCAUCCGCAGCACUACACGAAGAGAAGACCCAGCGCGAACCUCUUCAAGUGUCCCUUCUGCCCGCGCAAGUGCAUCAGCAACAGCCAGCUGCGGAACCACCUGGCGUCGCACAGCAACGAGCGCCCCUUCGUCUGUGCCAUCUGCCGCAAGGGCUUCAAGCUGAAGGACGCGCUGACGCAGCACGUGCAGAUCCACGACAAGAACAGGCCCAAGUUCGAGUGCCAGAUCUGCUCCGGGGAGUACGGCUGCAUCUACUACUUCCGGAAGCACCUCAAGAAGAUCCACAAGAUAACAAACACGCACCCCUACGAGCAGGAGGCCAUCAAGUAUCCUGACUACACAAGACUGCCCGAGUACCGACGGGCGGUAAUUGUCGCCACAGACGACCUUCUUCAUGUCCUCGAAGCUGGGAUCAGCAGGAACAACAUCGUAGAAUGGCACUUUGUAGUCCUCGGCGAUGCCACAGGACAGUGUUCGGCGGCAAACCUCCCAGAAGAUCAGACCCAGGGCGUAAAUGUCCACUCGACGGAUGGCCUCGAAGCAUCCCAUCACUUCCGGCGCCAUGUAUCGUCUGGUGCCGACUUUGGGAUUGUUGCCCAAGUCGAUUUGCCCGGUGGCCUGCACGUGAGUCACUGCCAGUCCAAAGUCAGCAAUCACGCACGAUCCGUUCAAGCGAAUCAGGAUGUUCUUGGACUUGAGAUCGCGAUGGGCAAUCGCGGGCUUGCCCUGCUUCCCGAAGAUCUCCGUGUGCAGCGAUCCCAGUGGAUAGUAGUGCGUGAGCAGGAGGAGUUGCGUGCAGGAGUUGCGCGACGUCAUGUCCGAUCCAAUGUAGCCGAGGAUGUUCUCGUGCCGCAGCAGAACUGUGCUGUAGAUCUCCAUGCCACGCCACACCUCGCCGUACCGCCCGCGGCCGAUGAUCUCCACGAGGGAGACUUGCUUGGCCAGCGUGCGCUGGAUGAGCAGCGGCAGGCCACUGCCCGAGCCCGAGGUCACGGAGUGCUCCAGAUACUCCCUGAGCGUGCUGUCGCCGGCCGUGGUGAUGCGCAGGAUGUCGUCGCUGGCGUAGUACGUCUCGGGGUCCGCCUUGUUCCUGGACACCAGCAGUCUCUUGUGCCGGCUGCGGCGCAUCCACAAGUACACCACCACGCCGACGACGCACAGCACGGCCACGAGCGCCAUGGCGCCGAAGAUCCACUUGAGGCCCGCCGGCGUGACCGGGUCCAUGCGGAUCACCUCAUUGAUGGGCGACAGCUCGGGGAAGCUGCCGUUGUUGCAGUAGUCGCCCGUGCAGCACUCGAUGUUGUACUGCCCGGAGGAGUGGCGCUUCGCGUGGCCGCCCUUGAUGUUGGGAUUGCACAGCACCGGCAGCUGGUCGUGCGAAGUCGUGCAGCCCCUGCUCAUCCGCUCCACGCCGUAGCUGUCGCGCACGCGGGACUUCCAGCACUGAAUGGCAUUCUGGCACAGAUCUCUCGUGUGGUGCGUCUCCAAGUCCAGGUUGUCCUCAUUCUCAUCCAGGAGGCGUCCAUUGAUUUCACCUGCAAUUUUUGGGCAAAAGACGCAAGGACUAUGGACGGCAGUGGCGUGAAGGGCAGCACUAGUGACUUCAUCCUGCCGCCGUUCUGUGUGAAGCAAGAGGGCCAGUUCGCCCCGAUCAGUCCGCCGGACUUCAUGUUCGUCGACCACUUCCUGGGCCUGGAUCCGGCCAACAUGAGCAUGAAGCUGAUGUCGCUGAGUCCCCACGCGAAGGCGGAGCACCACCGGGCGCGCGAGCCGGCUGGCGGGAGCGGCGAGCCGGCUGGCGGAGCGCCAGUGAAGAAGGAGCCCGCGGAGGAGGGCGGCAAGGUGUACCAGUGCCCAGUGUGCAUGCGGAUGUUCACGAACAGCUACCACCUGAAGCGCCACCACCUGAUCCACACGGGCGAGAAGCCCUACAUGUGCACCAUGUGCCAGAUGAAGUUCAACAGGAACGAGCACCUCAAGAGGCACAUCCUCACCCACACAAACUCCCGGCCAUUCCUCUGUCCGGCGUGCCAGAAGACGUUCACGCGCAACGAAUACCUCAAGCGCCACAAGAUGAUCCACACCGGCGAGCGGCCGUACAAGUGCAUCUUCUGCAGCAAUCGCUUUAGUCGCAACGACCACCUGAAGAAGCACCUGGCCAGGAUCCACAAGGUCACGCAGCCGCCGUCGCCCUUUCUGCCGCACCACUUGCCACCGCCCCAGCCACUCUCUCUAGUCACCACGCCGCCAUGAGGAGCGCCGCAAUUCCACGCCAUCCAGCGCCGCCGCAGGCGCCCGAACACCUGCACUGAAGCAGGAAGCGCAGGAGACGAAGCUGACACGAGUCGCUUCAUUUCUUCUCUGGGUUCACUUUGGCGGGAGAAUUUCUAAGCCUUCCCUCUGCGGAAACUCCGCCCCCAAUCAAGCCACGCCCCCUUUUUGGGGUGAAAUAAACUGGAUAUUCGCAUGAUUCAUUUGGAUAUUUUCUGAGAUCUCUAUCUUGAGGUGGAAUUAUUAAAAUCUGACAUUCUGAGAAGAAAGAAAUACAAAAUUAUCAAAAAUCACGAAAACAAUUGCAGAAAUCGUGCCAUUUUUUUUUUAAUAAUUCUCAGAAUGUGGCGUAAAGAUAGGAUUAACCGAAACAUCUAAUAUGUAUCUUGAGUCGUUCAUCAUUAAGUUAAAGCUAGAAGCUAGAAAUGUGUGAAAAUGGAAGGAAAAUGGCGCGAAAAUGCGAUUCCCAAACAAAUAAUAGUAGAAAAUCUUUUAUUCCGUCUGAAAAACGGAAUAUUACAUCAUAUUUCGCGUUUUUUUUUUUGGGUUUCUGAUGUUGAAUUUUAUCAAGAAUUUUAUUCAUUCCUGUCAUUCUCGUCCAUUCUUCAACUUGAGCAACCUUCGGGAAAUUCAUUAAGACAAGAUUGACCAAAAUGUCCAAGAAAAGCUCUGGAAAUAGGGCUUUUCAAUUUGGGCAUAAAAAUUCUCUCGCUAAAGUGUGAACCGCGAAAGCCUCUUUCUUCAGUGAAGUGCAUAUAAAAAAAAAACAUCCCCAGAGUGAAUUUAUGUGAUUAUUCUUUUAUCAUGUCUUUAAUAUUCUUGAGAGAAGCGAACUAUAAUAGUGAUUUUUUCCUUCGAAUACACAAUGUCACUUGUCCUUACAGUGAUAUAUCAUUCUUUGGUUCAUAAGAUAAAUUUUUUUUUUGUGUCAAAGUUCAUUCUCUUGCUUUCUAAAUAUAUAAAUAUCGAGUAUUUUGAAAAGAA
Messenger RNA from Phlebotomus argentipes, 3789 nucleotides. RefSeq lists its product as uncharacterized. Gene Ontology annotation, biological process: regulation of transcription by RNA polymerase II. Lineage: Eukaryota; Metazoa; Arthropoda; Insecta; Diptera; Psychodidae. The transcript is spliced from 8 exons. The record is from RefSeq and is a predicted model, not a curated record. The coding region runs from base 121 to 2787 and encodes 888 amino acids. Gene Ontology annotation, molecular function: DNA-binding transcription factor activity; RNA polymerase II cis-regulatory region sequence-specific DNA binding.